Corythoichthys intestinalis (scribbled pipefish) is the source of this 11288-nucleotide messenger RNA. RefSeq names its product zinc finger protein 385C (gene znf385c). Bases 3533 to 4912 code for a protein of 459 amino acids. NCBI's taxonomy places the organism in Eukaryota, Metazoa, Chordata, Actinopteri, Syngnathiformes, Syngnathidae. The record is from RefSeq and is a predicted model, not a curated record. Gene Ontology annotation, molecular function: zinc ion binding; nucleic acid binding. The transcript has 9 exons. Gene Ontology annotation, cellular component: nucleus.
GUGCAGGAAAGUCUGUUAUUUCGCAUCUAGUUCUUGGUAUAGGAUCUAUCUAACACGGCCGUCGUCUGUCAUUUCACAUCUAGUUCUAGAUAUGUGAUAUUUACCAUAGCUGUAUGUUGCCGUAUGUUUGUAGCAACUGGCAACUGGGCGCUGUUUGUAGUGGCUGAUAGCCGCAGUCAGGUAUUAUUGUUUUUGUUUUUUUUAUCUAGUGGCAAGAGUUAAACAUGAUAUUUACUCUCAGUCCGUUCCUCAUUGCGUCCUGAAGACCGCGCUGGCUGUGUUUUAUUUCCGCUUUACCUGGCAUAAUGCAAUAAUCAGAAUUUGGAUGUUUGUGAAUCGUUCUCGAAUCUUCCACGGCCGAAUCGCGAAUAAUCUAAGAAUCAGAAAUUUCGCUCGCGUCUAGUGGUGUGUGUAUACUUCCUUUGUUUACAUUUAUAGUCAAACGUAGUUAUAUUAUUGCAUGGCUGCAAAUCAUCUAUUACAGUACGUAUUAUCUUGUGUAUGAUGAAUAAUCUUUUGUAAUACGAAGCGAAAAAAGCUUUGAAAUACAACAAAAGGAAGGUUGCCUCUACCAAACAGAUUAUUUGUCAGAUCACAUUAUUAUGUGCAAAUAAAGACUGAUAUUAAGAAACGAGGCUGUUAGGGAUUGCGGAACCGGCUGGGGAUCCCAAUGCAGACAACAGUGAAACAAAGUGGGGAAAUGUCAAAUUUGGAACACUGAGUUUGCCAAGGCGAAAGGUGGAGCGGUCGCGGUGGGCACCAUAGAUGCCAACUUGUGUAGCCGGCGGUUCUCGGGUCGGGUUGACAGUUCACCAGGUAGAAGGAGGUAUCCGACGAGUGCCGUGCUGAUCAGGUCGAGAAACAACUGACAGAGAAACCAGACAUGUUGAUCGGGCGACGUGGCGGUGCGUUUGCUGGGUGUCAUGUUUUUGGUUUCCGACGUUCUUUGUGACAUGUUUGUGUUCUCAGCAGUUCUUUGUGACACAUUAAAGAGCACACUGUUUUUGUGACGCAUUUGGAGUGUAUUUAAUGACGCCUGUGUCUAUAAGCUGUGUCGGACGAUUGCCUUGCAUACCGCUGUGGGUGCCUUUAUAUUCAUGCUCUCCAACAUUUCCUCUGGUUCAUUGCUACUUUGAUUAUUUUGUUUUUUGGUGCUCUAUUUUCUAUUGGACUUUGGUAAAUUGGUGUACUGUUUGGCAUCCUUCCUUUAUUGUACUUUCUAUUAAAUACAAAAUUAUUAGCUAUUUCUGCUCUCUGAGUCUGUGAUUGACGAUCAUCACACUGGGCUUUUAAAGCUGGCUAAUGACAGUCACCCUGAGCUGCGGCCGCUCCACCCAUCUUACAUCCGACCCAUCAAGCCAACUCCAUCCGAGGUAGGUCUAAGGAAGAAGGGGCGGGGGCCCUGACAGACGCAAGUCACAAACACUGGAAAAACACAAUGCCAUAACAAUCUCGGUGAGGAAUAAACAAUUGGUCUUUCUGCCGAUUCUCAACAACGUAUGACAAUGAAUGGAUUGUGACAGCCUCAUGGCUCCACUUGGUACGGUCAUUUUUAACUGUCCAAAAAGCAGAAAAAUAAUCACUGAAAAACACAUUUGACAUCAAUUAAGGCAUACAAAACAACGUACUCUCGUUCGGUAGGGAUCUCCCAAAAUGAAAUGAACUUGCUGACGACUACUUAUCCAGACAUGUCUGGAGUGUGACAGCUUGACCUUCUCUACUCUGGUCUCUGGGCAACCCGAAGCGGCCGAAUCCUCUCAGUGUUAACAACCAAAGACGCCCUUUAUUUGCUCCGCUGAGCUGUUGUUUCUCCUAGGCGUGAAAUCAGAUGACCGGCGGACGCCGGGAUGAUUGGAUUUUCUUUGUACUUCAGUUGUGAUUCACUCCAGUGGUGUCGGCAACUCAAAUGAUGUCAGUCUUUUAUGGACUAAAAAGGUGGAAAAGACCACUGCAAGAGGGAAAAUGAAGGGCUACUGAACAGCUGUUUUGAUAUCAUUUUGUUUAACUCUAGGAUUAGCAGAUUUCUUACAAUAGAUGCAAAACUUUGUGCUUUAGCAUACUGUGUCUUUCAGACAAUGGGAUGCAAAUGAGAGCAGGGUGCUCUAGGUUUGUUGUCUGGAAGAUGAAGACUUGAAUGGACGAGCAAGGGAGUUAGAGUGAGGUUUUGGGUCGCCAGGUUAGAGUUUUCUGAGCAGCUGUUCAUACUGUUAACAGACACAUAUUUAGCCAUCUCAUUGUAUGUACCAUCAUGAAUAAUGUUUGUUACUGUUCUCUGAUGAGCUGCGAUUGACUGGCAACGCAUUCAGGGUGCUCCAGCAUCCCCGCAAUCCUCGUGAGGGUAAGUGGCAUGAAAGAGGAACUGAGAAAAUGAGCGAAAUGGAUGUACGGCACGCUUGGAGCGGACAACGCUAAGCAGCAGAGGAAGCCGACACGGAGAGGCGGAGAGGGAGACAUUUAACGCUGUAAUUAAGUUCCUGAUAGCACCCUCGCUGCCCUGGCACGGCUCCAGGAGAGCUCGGCGUUGCACCAGAGGUCUUGAACAAUAGCACAAACGCACAGUGGAAAGAGCAAACAGAAAUCAAACACUCCCUGAAUGUGUGUCAGUGAAUGAAGCAUCUUUAGAGUAGAGUUGACAAUCGCUCGUAUUUACGCUUCCUGUGGGUGGAAGCCUGUCAUGUGCGCUGUCGUGAUGUCAAUAAACGGAUUCUUGUAGGUUUCCCGGACGUGCCUGUUUUUGUUAUUUACGGUUUGAAAGGAUUCUGAUUCCAAUGCGAUGACAUACAGUGACACUCUGUUAUUGUAGCCCAACGUUCCGGCAGGGAAACGCUAAAGAGUGCUUUUUUAUUAUAGGAUGACGUCGAACAGUGUCGUGGUAAUGUUGUGGUGUUACCAAGUGGCAUUGCAUCGUGACAAUACAUUGUCACACUUAAUUGUAGCGUUGCACAGAAAUACAAAGUGCAUCAUUCGUCCAUGUCGGUGCGUCGCAUUGCUCCUGGUUGCUUUGGUGCUGUGGCAUAUUUCUACAGAAAUCAAAUUAAAAAAGCUACUUUGUUUACCGCCACAAAAGUUGUUGACCGUUCCGAAUACCACGGGUUACUGAUUAUUCGGUAGCCUACCCGUGCGGUUUGGAUUCAAACGAGGAUGUUCAAUUUGAUGUCGUUUACAACUUUGGAUGGCUCACCUGGUUAAAAUGAGGUGAAAUGGUUACGCGGUGAAAAAAUAUUGUCAUCAGUAAUCGGUUGAGCUCAGUCUGCAGGUAGAGAUAGGGAGAGAGAGAGAAAGACUGACGGGAGUCGGGGAGAGAGAGAGAGAGAGAGAGGCGGUCCGGGCUGUUCCGCUCUUCCGCCUCAUUCAUUCCUCGCCGGCCGCCGUCAAGCCGAGACGAGCAGCGAGCGACAGCGGGAGGGAUUUUAACCGGAUACGCUGUGGAAUUCUCGGGCACUGGACAGCCGUAGGAGUAGCCGGGGGUAGCCUCGGAUACGGCGGGAACACCUGUGCUCCCCGUGGAAGAGGUGAAGUACAAACUGCUGCCAUGCUCAUCGGUACGUCGGGGCAGAGCGGGCCACUGGUGACCCCGCUACCGGUGACGGGCCGGCCGCUGCAGCCUCAGCUGGACCUCAAGCACCUGCUGCCGUUCAGACUCAACGGUUCCUCGCCGCUCAGCCUCUUCCCCAACUUCAAUACGAUGGACCCUGUUCAGAAGGCGGUGAUCAAUCACACCUUUGGCGUCCCUCAGCCCCUCAAGAAGAAACAGAUCAUCUCGUGCAACAUUUGCCACCUGCGCUUUAAUUCUACGAAUCAGGCAGAGGCGCACUACAAGGGCCACAAGCACGCACGCAAGCUCAAAGCCGCCGAGGCGCAGAAGAACAGGCAGCGGCGGUCCGGCGAGGCUCCGUCCGGCGGAAGGGAGCGAGACGGGACCAAGACGUCGGAGCUCGCUCUCGUGGACUCCGGCUCUGAGGAUGGAACGUGUCUACGGUCGGACCCGGAAGCGUCUUUCCCGGACGUCGAAAUUGAGGAGGAGAGUCCCGGUAGCUCGGCCGCUCUGACGCCGGUCCCGGGAGAGGCGAUCGUAGAGCCGGCGGCGGCCUCGCCUACGUCGUCGCAGUUCGCCGACCCGAUUUCCAACGCCGAUGCAACGGACGCCCCCGAAAGCGCGGAGGCUGGCGGGGCCGACGCGUGCGACGCCGACGGCGAGGCGCGGACCGACGAAGAAGGCAAAAAGAGCAAAGCGCACCUCCACUGUCCUGUGUGCAAAGUGACGGUGAACUCCGCCUCCCAGCUGGAAGCCCACAACAGCGGUACCAAGCACAAGCUGAUGCUGGAGGGUCAAAGCGUGCUGCCCCGUCGCCGCGGCAAGAUGGCGGCCAUUCGCGCCGGCUGUAAGAGCAAGCGCUUGGCAAGCAAAAGCAGCCUGGGCGUAUCCGCCAAGAGUUUCCAAUGCGAAGUGUGUGAGAUCUCGCUCAACUCAGAGACGCAACUCAGCCAGCACAUGAACAGCAGACGGCACAAGGAUCGAAUGGCCGGAAAACCUCCUAAGCCUAAAUUUAGCCCGCAUAGCAAGAGCCAGCAGCCCAGCUUAGCGAAUAUGCGAUGGAGCGGCUGCGCAGGCGCGGCCGUGUCGGCCAUGAAGAAAGCUUUGGGCCAGUACAGCCUCACCUCACUCUCGUCGCAGACCAAACUGGCCUUGCAGAAGCAGCUGAGCAAGAGCUUGAGCGCAGGCUUCCUGCCCGGCCCCUUAACGCCGCCCACCCUGUGCACGGUGGCCACCAACCCGCUGGCGCUGCGCCACCCCCUGGGCGCCGCCUCCGCCGCCUUCAUACAGACGCCCUUCUUGGGUCCGGCGCUUUUCCGGCCCGCGCCGGGGCCUCUGCGAGCCGCGCACGCGCCCAUCAUCUUCUCGCCCUACUAAUGCCCCCCUGAUGCCCCCCGCCCUUCCGUGUGACCAAACUAUGCAGUCGGCCUGACCUAAGAAAAAAAGUGGCGAACCCCAGCUCCCUUCCUGUUCCCGUGGUGACCAACGAGGGGGACGGAGGCCGCAUUUAUAGCCAUUACAUGGGGUAGGGGGGCAUUACGGCUGUUAAAUGUGUCGUUUAGUAGACCAGUCUAGCUGUGCGUUUGAGAUAAACUCCCUUUACUUCAGCGCUUUUCAAAGUGUGAGCCAGAUUCAGAUUCAUGACUAGAAAGACAAAAAUAUCAGUGGAAAAAUGUUACCUUCAGCAGAACUUUUUUGAAACAUAUACGCGGGGCAAAAUACAAAGUGAGGCCGCUUAUGUAGAAUUUAAAGCAAAAACAAACGUGCUCAUCUCAUUUGAGCUACUGAAAAAAUAUGAGGCAAUGUACAGUGUUUCUACAAAAGGCAUCAAUUGAUUUUCUAAUAUGCAACAUUUACACUUUAGCUGCCAAAGUAUUGAAUACGAAGAGAGAGAAAAACCUGAGCACUUAAAGCAACACUAGGUAACUUUUCAACCUUUAUAAAAUAUUUUCAUAAUAUUUGUGAUAAUAGGUCGACUAAAAUUCAGUUGAAUGACACCUCUUUUAUAUCUUGAGGGGAUCUGUAUCACUUUUAGGGCUGCAGCUAUCGAUUACUUUAGUAGCCGAUUAUCAACUAGUUAGUUCGUAUAAUUGAGUAAUUGGAGUAAUUGGAACAUUUAAGCCAUUGCAAAAUCAGUUUUAGAAGAAAACAAAAUGAUUAUGCAGAAUUGCACUUUCAUUUAAAAAUAAAUAAAAAUACCUGAGCUUCACCUGAAACCGUAAUUAAAAUAAAUAAAUAAAUGAGAAUCUAGGUACAACCAAAGAAGAAUUGGCCAACUGCCAUAGAAAUAGUCAGCUAGCUUAAAUGCUAUAAAAUGUUAUUUAAAAAAAAAUUUUUUUUCAAUGCAAUGUUCUAAACAAGUCGUUCAAACACGUAUCCCCCUAAAAAAAGGCUAAAUAUACCUAUGAACCAAAUUACAAAUGCAUAAAAAAACAUUAGCUCAAACAAAAACUUAGCUUAUGUUGGUCUUAACAGGAAGCAGGUGGAUUUAGCCAUGUUCAAUGAGUUAUGUCUUAUUCACUGUUGCCACUAGAGGGCAGUGUAUCCACCCAAAUCAAUCAAACUGAAUGCAAACACUUUCAAAACAAACCAUUACAACGCCACUCUAAUUAAACGAAUACUUGAAGCGGCAAAAUUUGAUUCGUAUCUUUUUCUAAUCGAAUUACUGGAGUUAAUCGAUUAAUCGUUGCAGCACAAAUCACUUUCACCGACACUAACUUUGAGGAGGGUGGCAUGAACCAUGCCACAAAAAAACUUGAAAUAUGCUGACUACUUUACAGUAUAUGUCACUUUCCCCAUUCAUUAUAAAGACGGAGGUCGAUGCGAACGCUUUUGCGCAAAUUCUGAGAAAAUGGCAGAGAAACAAAAGAGACAACAACCUUCGUCUGUGGAGGGGGAAAAAAGAGGCUUACCAGGAUAUACAGAAUAAACAUUGGUUUGGCUUUCACUCGCUGGCGUAACAACUAACCGUCAUAUGCUAUUGUUUAGCCACAACUGGAUUCAUUACCUAAUUACUAUUCAUCCUUCACACAGCUGCUGGAAACGGAAAUGUUGUUUAAUCCAUCUGCAGGUGACCGGGAGAUUUGAUUUUUGAUUGAUUGAUGAUUUUACGACACUGCGCGGGUGUGCGCCGGUCCUCAUGGGAAACGCAGUCUUCCUUAAGGCGAAACACUACCACCGGCGUUGCUAAAAUCGACCAAAAGUGAAGAGUUACCAAGUGUUGCAUUCAGCAGUAGUAGAAAAAAAUACGCAGAAUGGUCAAGUUUCGGUAACUAUUGACAGCAAAGGACGUCCAGGUAGUCCGUCUAUUGCUGUCAAUGGCAGCUAAAGAGUUAACAUUGUCUUAAACUAACUUAAGACUUCAAAAGAAGGCAAAAUAAAAUCAAAAUGUUUCUUGAACUAGACAAAAAAACUCACUUAGUCAAGAUCUCUUUUUUAAAGAUUAUUAUGACAGUUAUUUCAAUCCCGACAAAAUGUAUUCAAAAAAGACAAGAUAUGCAUCAUAGAGCCUCUAAAGAAGGCUUUAUAAUGACAUAAGACAAGUGUCAGUCUGUGUAGACAAGUGCCAAAACUGUACGUACCAUAAAUAAAGCCAAAAAAACAAAAGCAGGGUGGCAUACAGUAUGAGAGACUCUCUCUCAACUUUUAGUUGAAAACCAUAGCAGGGAGAAGCAGAAGGCCAGUUCAAGUGGACUGAGCCCACACUUUGAAAAGCACGGGUCCACAUGGCUGUCCCCCGGUGUCCAUUUGGCAAGACCCGUACCGCCGGAACACUUCACACGUUGACAAACGGACCGCCGACGAAGAGGAGGAGAAGGAGGAGGGCUUGAUUGACAGCUGCUGCACGGCGUGUGGGAGGGAACAAAAGCACAGUGUAACUAUGGCAACCCCCCCAAAAAGCACCUUAAAACUGCUUCGUGCAAGCAAGAAACAAAUCAGGUGAGCACAAGGUUGAUAUUUCUAAGCAAUAGCGACUAGUCUCCUUGCGCCGUGCACUUUUGUCCGUCACUCCUCCUCUCGUUGACAUACCUGAAUAUGCAUUUUUCUUCAUUGUGCAAUAUGUAUAGUCGUGUGUGUGCGUGUGUGCGUGUAUGUUUGUGUCAUCUGUCAUGACAAAGCCAGUCCAAUCCCCACCGCCGCCUCUCCAUAACUAAAGCAGCCGGCCUCACGCUGUCUCGUGGAGGUCCGUGUAGAAACAAACCCCAUAGAGGACGUAUAGAGCUUUUAUCAGAGUUGAUAUUGUUAUGUGUACCAUAGAGGAUGACUAGAUCAUGUUAUUGUUUAGUAAUGACCUUCUUUUUUUUUCUAAGUAACUUUAGGCCAUUUUUUUAAAGGGGGAAAGUGGGUGGGAAAAGAUCCAAAAGUGUCCCAGGCCUUCUCAGGGGUGACCGGGUUGCGACAAAUCCAUCCAUCCGCGUUCAGGGUAAAGAGAGCUUGUACCCGAUGGAUUUUUUUGGCAAAUAAAAAAGCUUUUAGAACUUCUUAAAUGCUCCUUGUGGAUUUUUGUGUAUGUUUGUAUUUUGUGGACCACACAAUAACUUUAGCAUAUUCGCACUUUUACAACUCUUAAACCAAUAAACCGGAUCGACAACAUCCCUACUGCAUAAAUAAAUUGAUAAAGAAACUAAUAGACUGCCCGUGAUGGUAAUAGAUAUGGCGGAAAACACUCAGGUGACUUGAAGUUCCGCUCUGAGAUUUGGCCAACUUUCAAAACUGUCUGAUAUGCAUGUGUGAUACAUCAUUGGGAAGCUUAAAAUCUCAAUUUUCUGGGGGAAGAAAAUUUGGAACAGGAGGGCAUUAAAAAAAAAAAAAAAAAAAAAGUUUAUUAAACAGCGAAAUCCUAUCUGGAGGCAAGAGCACACAAGAGCAGAAUUAAAGACGCCAUGAUUAUGACGAGACAUUACCGCGUACUUACCUCUUUUCAAUCCAAAAACUCCAUGUAGCAUGUAUCACCGAGUGUCAAGACACAGCUGUGAAUGGCCACAGCCAAAAUUUUUCUUGGAUUUUAUGGGUGAAAAAUGGUGAUAUAACAAGGGUCAUGAUGCAGAAAUUGCAGACAACAAGGAUGUCAUUCAUAGAUUUACCCUUUUAAACUUUUUUUUCAAUUUUUCUUUGUUUGGAUUAUUUAUCAUCCAACAUAUCAGGGGAAAUGCGACAGUAACAAAAAAAUACAUUUAAGCGAUAGUUAUGAGGUACAUAUCCGUGACUUUUACAGACGCCAAAUUUUUCAUGUGACGUCAUUUGUUUAAAAAUGUAAAAUAUGCGCGUGAAUAAUUUUUUAAAGUCUUUUUAAAAAAAAUGUUAAACUAAAUAUUAGACCUCAGUUAAUGAUUCUAAGCUAAAAAUGACAGACAUUUUUUGAAUAAUAAAUACGAUUACUUACCUUCUUUUUAUGGCUAGGUUGAAACAAAAGCGGUUGCGCGACGUCUGUAAACGGGGGUUUUCAGGGUAAAACGGACAAAUUAAAAAUGGUUCAGGGGCUUAAUGUGCCAUGAAUCUGCAAUGGCAGCAUAUAGACAUAUUGUUCUAUGAAUGAAUGCUUUAUUUGGACAUUAGAAAAAAAUAAUAAAAAUAAUAGACAAACAAAACAAACGAAAAACAAAAUGAAUUUUUUUCUUAAAAAAAAAAAAAAAUCAGAACCAAUGAUAUUCUCGAGAUAACAGAAACAAUAGUUAAGACAAUAAUAAUAAUGAUAAUAAUAAACAAGAUCAGAAUUUAUUCAUUGUGUCCAAAAAGGAGUAGGAUGAAGCAUUUGCUUAUUAUUCUAUUAAACACAACAGAUUUUUUGGCUUAAAAUACUGAUGUUUAUUUUAAAGAGGAGUGCAAGAGUAGAAACUGUUUUUUCAGUCUUGUCUGUGUUUUUUGCCAUGUGGAUUCCAUGGCUUUGAAUGAGUUAAAUGGGGUGAUGCCAGACACAUCACAGCCCCCCCCCCCCCCCCCCCCACACACACACAUACAAAUUUUGUCCCAAAAUAUUGAUUUCAUCAAGCUGAGGUUUGCAUUCAGGGAUACAGACAGAUGAUGGGGUUCUUACAUAACAGCUGAACCAAUGUCCUCAAAUAUUCAACCUGAUUAUCAAGUAUGGUGUGGCCUUCGAGGACUGUCUGAAAUAAUAUUCAAUGUUACGGUCGAGAUCUGAAGGCAACGUAACGGAUUGAAAAAAAAAGAAAUAUGAAACAAUCGUUCUGUGAGGACCACAAAGAUUUCAGACGCUCUAUGAAGGCAGCACCUAAUGCGGUUGCUAUUAUUUGGAUUGUCACAGUCGGUAUAAAGUGUGUUUGUGUGGGUGAAUUCUCCAGCAAACACCAAGGAGGACAUCUUGAUGCCCUUACCAAGGGUCUACAGAUCAAUCACGUUAUCUCGUUCCUUAUCUUCAGCGCUUCUAAUCAUCAGGCUGCCUUUGCCUUUCACGUAUACAACGUUCUCCAUCUGUUGUGGCCCUGAUACAACCUAUUUUCUUAUCCAACUGACUUUGGCCCAGAACAAAAAAAAAAAAAUUAAUAGGAUUUUGCCUCUAUUGAAUGACUGUACAGUGGACUCCCUGCACAAAAAAACAGCACGUUGGCAAAUACGGAGCAAUUCUUCCAAGAAUUUGCUUCAAGAUGUUAAAUGCCUCCUAGUUCAAGCCUAAUGUCACACAAAACAUCAAAUCGAGGCAAUUACACAGGUUUCAAACAACAAAAUAUAGUAAGCGUGCCCCUGUUACUGAAGGAAUUCGGCCUCCCAGCCAAGCCUCCGGAACAGCGACAACCGAACCAGAAGGAAUUCCGCUGGCGCAACUCCAGCAAGUCGGCCGGGAAGGCCAAACUCAGCGCGUUAACCCUUUGUACUGACCGCAUUUUGAACGGUUUAAAGAAAGCUCACCGGGAACAAGUUGACAAUUUAUUCGUCAACAGUAAUCAAAAAGCAAGGCAAAAACAGACGACGGAGAGGCAAUACUGGAUCUAGGGUCAGCAAAACAACAGAUACAUCGAAAUGUCCCCGAGAAGUGACAGUUGUUCGCUAAAUGUUCAGUCUUUUGAAAGCUGCGGUGGAGUGGGCCGGGCGGAAGGCGUGCUUGGGUGUUGUCUUGGGAUAAUCCUUCUGUGUCAGGUUUGGGCGGUGAAGUUCAUGAGUCAUCUCUCGUGGCUGGGUCGUAGUCGCCACGGCAACUGAGGCAUGUCUUGACAUCCAAGGCGCCGCGCUAUCAACUUGUUGCCCCGGCAGGGCGAGGGCGCUCCGACCCCACCGAAGAGAUGCUGACGUCCUUUCCUUCGCUUAUCAGGCAAGGGCUGAUAAGCCGAUCAACUUUACUGUGUCAAAUGGCAUGGAGUAACGUCUCCGUAAUGCUUUUCUACAAUGAAUGUGUUAGACUAAUGUAAAGUUAUACGGUGUCCGCGAGAAAGGUAACUAUCCGCUUCACUUAAUGCUAACAUGUGAAAAAUGCCAUUGACCGACAAUUGAUUGGUCCUCAUUGUUGCGAUGUUGUAACUUAAGCAAAUGAUAUCAGAAGACAAACGAUAAGCAACACAUUUAGGUAGACAGUAUGACAAUACUCAUAAACAUAUAUUCUUUAUCCUCUGUGAAGAAAUGAUUAUUGUUACAGCGGAAUAAUUCAAGUUGAAUUUCACAGCAUCACUAGGAGCAGCCAUUUGAAAGUCAAAUGACAAAAAGAUUUUAGUCGCUUCAGUUUAAAUGUGUAAUGUCCUUCAUUUGAAAAUGACAGAAAUGGGACAUCUGAGAAGGAAUCACCCUCUGGGGGGCACAGUGUGUA